UGGCUAACUUACAGAAUGCAUCCAAAAUCCAGGAUCUAUGACUACUGUGCGGUUAAAAUUUGGCAGUUGUGUGGCCACUUCAUGGCUUGUCAGCUGUGAUGUGAUUUGUCAUUUCCAAUACUCUCUGCCAGUUUCUUUACAAGGAAAAUCAGUGAGGAAGUUACUCCUGCUCUCACUGUUCUUUUGCCUGCCAGUAAUCAUUCUGUUUCUCUAUUUAGGUUCUCCUUGGAGGGUUCUUCCAUUAAUCCGUAAGUUACUUGGUGUAAGAAAUAGAAAAUUCUUUCAUAUUUCACCUGACAGCUACACAAUGGCAACAUCAGCAAAUAAAGGGAAUCCUAAAAAAGUUGGUUUUUUUGACUGGUUGAUUGAGCAGAUCAACAGUGGAAGAUACAAGGAUUUGUUGCACUGGACAGACGAGAACCACACAACCUUUCGUAUCCGUUGGAAGCAUCAGUCAAACAAGAAUCUUGUGGCAGAUGAUUAUGAGAUUUUCAAGGCAUGGGCUAUGUAUACCGAGAAAUAUAAUGAAGAUUUAUCAACUCCUAGUAAAUGUAAACUCAACUUCCGCUGUGCCAUGAACAGUACAAAGAGAUUUGAAAAACUCGUGUCAAAUGAACCUGACUUUCGCAUAUACAAAAUCAUCCCCCUGAAUCCAAAAACUGAAUCACCAGCUAACCCCUCUUCUGGUACAAGUAAUGCGAGUGAAAAUGAAGCUGAAGCAUUGCAUUUCAGUCCAUACAGUGGAGAAUGUCCAGCUCUGCACCAAUCUACACAGCUACACCAGAAGGAAAUUGAUGCUGCUUUUCAAACUUUGACACUGGAGAAUCGGAUGCCAGGUUCUGCACUACCAAAUGAGAAUGCAGCUGGCAAUUUUUACCAGACUAAUAAUGAUACACUCCAGUGGAUUAUGCAGCAGCAGUCCCAACUGAAUCUGACUGAAAUGCAACAUAUCUCAUGGGCCCCAAUAGUAACUGCAGAUUCCAGUAAUCUUAUAGCAGGAAAUGCUAUUUUGUAUGAGCAAAGAAGUUCCUGUGAAACCCCUCAGGUCACCCAAAAUGGCUGCUUACCCAUAGGGAAUGGAGCAGUGGUUGAACCUCUGGCAAGUAAUUGUUACCAAGAAGGACCCCAGUGGCUACCUGCAAACCCAACAAAUGAGCUUUCCCAGUCAACCAUUGCUUUUCCAGUAUCACAUGCUCAACAAAACUUUCCUGGUGCAAAUCAAUUUAAUCAGUUGGAAGAAGCUGUCUGCGAUACUAGCUGUUUCGUCGAUAACAUUUAUCUGAACCAAGAGCCUCAGGAUAAUGGAAUGAGGAAUAAUGAAAUGAGGAGUGACUAUCCACUUACAGCAAACCAGGAAGUUAUGAUGGAACAGAGUGUAUUUGUACCUUCAGCUACCCUCCCAAUAGAUGAACCAGCCAUCAAUAAUGUUCCUUCUCAGGACCUCGUAGAAACCGCCGCAUUUAACAUAAAGGUCUCCAUCUACUACCAUAACAAGCUGCAGGAAGAAGCAGAAGUAAACAGUUGCAUGUUUACCUACAACCAGGAGAACUGCCACCAACCACACAAUACACAGGUCAUACAGUUUCCCAAUCCAGAAGUGCUGUCGGAUCAGAAGCGAGUUCGACAUACCUUGACCGCAUUAAACGCUGCAAGGUUAUUAUUAUAUCAGAAAAACGGGAGGAUCUGGGCGAAGCGACUGGGCACCUGUCAGGUCUUCCAUGCAUUCUCCAAGGAGUUGGACAACCCUUCUCAGGACCCUCCACGUAAAUUGCUGCCAAGAAAUGUUGAAACCGAAAUCUUUGACUACGAACAGUUCUGUCGAGAACUGGCUGACUUCCGGGUUGGUCAAAGAAGCUCGUCUCCUGACUAUACCAUUUAUCUGUGCUUUGGACAGCGGUUUACUGCUUCCAAACCUAAGGAGUCCAAACUGAUCUUGAUGAAGCUGGUUCCAAAUUUUUGUAAACAUUGGCAUGAAUUCGUGCAGAGGGAAGGCUGCUCAUCCCUGAACAGCGAAAGUGUGAGCCUCCAAAUCUCCAAUAGCCUGUUUGAUAUGAUAGAACAGCUCUGUGCUAUAAGCAUGCAGACCGAGACAGCGUAUUGAGUGCUUUGUUUUGUGUGCCAAUUAGUAGCAAAGGGUGAGAGGCUGGUUCCCUUCAUUUGUUUCACAGGCAGAAGGACUAUAAUCUCUGGAUUGCACCUCAGCCUUGCAUUAGGGUAGCUGAUCUCCUAAUUGGACUAUUAUUUAUUGAGAUAAUCACACUCCGGGGAUACAGAUACUCUGCCCUCUUUCCAGGAACUUAUUGGAAUAUAUAUAUCGUGCUGUGUGGCUUUAUUGACAAGGAUUCUUCUCUGCACGAUGAUAAUCGCGGGACAAAGUUGAGGAAAUUCUUUUCAAGAACAUAUUUUCACAUGAUAAAGACUUUCUAGAUACUGCAGGGCAGGGGGUGGGAUGCAAAUAUUUGUACUACCGGUUCUGUGGGCGUGGCUGGGUGGGAGUGGCUAAGUGGGCAUGGCCAUGUGACUGGGUGGGU
Molecule: messenger RNA, 2531 nt
Organism: Notechis scutatus (mainland tiger snake)
Lineage: Eukaryota; Metazoa; Chordata; Lepidosauria; Squamata; Elapidae
Source: RefSeq, a predicted model, not a curated record